CUACAGAUGGCUCACCACAAUAGAAAACGGCGGCAGUAGCAUAGAACCAUGGCGCUCGCAGGCCAGACCUUGCUUGACGCUCAGCUUGACCUCUGGCAAAACACAUUUGCCUUUGUCAAGUCCAUGGCCCUCAAAUCUGCCCUAGACCUCCGCAUCGCCGAGACCAUCCAACACCAUGGAGGCGGCGCAACCCUCUCCCAAAUAGCCACCAGAGCUAUGGUCCCUCCGGCCAAGAUUCCCUGCUUGAGCCGCCUCAUGCGUGUGCUCACGGCCACUGGUGUCUUCAGUGCCCAACAGGCACCAUCGGGCAUCAGAAGCUGCGAGCAGCUCCUGUACACGCUCACACCAAUGUCCCGCCUCCUUGUCGGCUCACGGAACCAGGUACCCAUCACCGCCAUGCUACUCCAAUCGACCUUGGUCUCCUCCUUGUUUGAGCUUGGUGGGUGGCUCCGGCGUGAACGGCCCGAACCAUGCAUGUUCCAGCUGAGGAACGAUCACACUCUUUGGGAGCUAGCCGACCGUGACCCAGCAUUCAACGCGCUCUUCAAUAGCGGGAUGGAAUCGGACACUGAAUUCAUCAUGGACAUUGUUGUCAAUGAGUUCGGGGAGGUGUUCCAUGGGAUAGACUCGUUGAUCGACGUUGGUGGGGGACAUGGCGCCGCGGCACAUGCCAUCGUGAAGGCGUUCCCACAUCUGAAAUGCAGUGUGCUAGACCUUGGCCAUGUUGUUGCAGAUGCUCCCAACGACACCAACGUGCACUACAUCGCUGGCGACAUGUUUGAGACUGUGCCACCAGCAAGCGUGAUAUUUCUCAAGUGGGUCUUGCAUGACUGGAACGAUGAAGAAUGUGUCAAGAUAUUGAAGAACUGCAAAAAAGCUAUUCCUCCAAGAGACGAAGGAGGAAAGGUGGUAAUCAUAGAUAUUGUGAUUGGCGCAGGACAGUCUGACAAGAAGCAGAAAGAGAUGCAGGUGGUCUUUGAUCUGUUCAUCAUGUUCAUCAACGGCACCGAGAGAGAUGAGAACCAGUGGAAGAAGAUCUUCUUCGAAGCAGGAUUCUGUGACUACAAGAUAACACCGGUUCUGGGCGUUCGGUCACUCAUCGAGGUCUACCCAUGACGUCCAUGCAAUAUAUCAACAUCCUUCCCAAUACCAUGGUGAACCAGAUCAGAACUUAUGUGGGGUUGUGGAUUUGCAGUGCUAAAUAAGUUUGCGUGUUGGCAGACAGUAGUGCUUAUGUGUGUGUAUAUUUCCCUUUAAUUGAGCAACGAGGAGUGCGCGUCUACCACGUACGUUCCAUGGAAUGCGGUAUCUGCCAGAUUUAGCAGAUGAGAUUAGCAUAUGCUUCAUUAGACGUGGCAGGUGUUUGCGGCGCCCUUGAUCUGCUCUCUCGGUGCCUUCCUUGAGUCAGCGAUAGCACAGUGCAAUAGCAGUUAUUUAUAUGUCACAUUUCCAGGAGAAAUUACUUGGCACAUUCUAUAUAUAAUGUCCAUAAACUUGUUUUGAGUC
Molecule: messenger RNA, 1506 nt
Organism: Panicum hallii
Lineage: Eukaryota; Viridiplantae; Streptophyta; Magnoliopsida; Poales; Poaceae
Product: O-methyltransferase ZRP4-like
Exons: 2
Coding region: 49-1116 (355 amino acids)
Biological process (GO): methylation
Molecular function (GO): O-methyltransferase activity; S-adenosylmethionine-dependent methyltransferase activity; protein dimerization activity
Source: RefSeq, a predicted model, not a curated record